Molecule: messenger RNA, 1312 nt
Organism: Rana temporaria (common frog)
Lineage: Eukaryota; Metazoa; Chordata; Amphibia; Anura; Ranidae
Gene: PPP6C
Product: protein phosphatase 6 catalytic subunit
Exons: 7
Coding region: 38-1006 (322 amino acids)
Biological process (GO): G1/S transition of mitotic cell cycle; peptidyl-serine dephosphorylation
Cellular component (GO): cytoplasm
Molecular function (GO): protein serine/threonine phosphatase activity
Source: RefSeq, a predicted model, not a curated record
CCCUCCUCUUCCGUCUACAGGAAACAGCCCGUGCCGGAUGUACGUUCUCUCGUUGGCUCCCGCCCUGACAGUUGCUACCGCAGGGAAAAUGGCGCCUUUGGAUCUAGACAAGUACGUGGAAAUUGCCAGGCAGUGCAAAUAUCUACCCGAGAACGAUCUGAAGCGUUUAUGUGACUAUGUUUGUGAUCUUCUGCUGGAAGAGUCAAAUGUUCAACCUGUGUCUACACCAGUUACAGUUUGUGGUGACAUACAUGGCCAGUUCUACGACCUCUGUGAACUGUUCAGGACUGGAGGACAAGUUCCCGACACAAACUACAUAUUUAUGGGUGACUUUGUAGACAGAGGAUAUUACAGUUUGGAGACCUUCACCUACCUGCUUGCUCUGAAAGCCAAAUGGCCUGACCGUAUUACACUGCUAAGAGGAAAUCAUGAAAGCAGACAAAUCACACAAGUAUAUGGAUUCUAUGAUGAGUGCCAAACCAAAUAUGGAAAUGCCAAUGCAUGGCGUUAUUGUACCAAGGUUUUUGAUAUGCUGACAGUGGCAGCUUUGAUAGAUGAGCAAAUUCUUUGUGUUCAUGGAGGCUUGUCCCCAGACAUUAAGACUUUGGAUCAGAUCCGGACCAUUGAGCGUAACCAGGAAAUUCCUCACAAAGGAGCCUUCUGUGACUUGGUGUGGUCAGACCCAGAAGAUGUAGACACUUGGGCAAUCAGUCCAAGAGGGGCAGGUUGGCUUUUUGGAGCUAAAGUCACCAAUGAGUUUGUCCACAUAAACAACUUGAAGCUGAUUUGUCGCGCGCAUCAACUAGUACACGAGGGCUACAAAUUCAUGUUUGAUGAAAAGCUUGUGACAGUCUGGUCAGCACCAAACUACUGUUACCGCUGUGGCAACAUUGCCUCCAUAAUGGUUUUCAAGGAUGUAAACACUCGAGAGCCAAAACUAUUUCGUGCUGUUCCAGAUUCAGAACGAGUGAUCCCACCAAGAACAACCACACCAUACUUCCUCUGAAGUCUCACCAUGUUUUCUCUACUGUGCUGGAUUUUUUUAAGCACUUUGCUGCUGAAAUGCUGUAUCUUGCCUUUCUGUAAAAUUAUCAAGCAUAUGCUCUUUAAAAUUUUUAUAAAUAUCUUCAAAUGCAUAUUGAUCUGAAUGCCACCGCUAAUAUUGAAAUUGGGGCAUUUUUUUCUUCUGUCUACCUGAUAUGAAGUAAGAUAGCAUUGUUUAAACAGUGGUUGAAGAUGGGUUUGUUGCAUUUCACUAUUACUACAGCCUGUGUGAAGAAGGUGUAAUCCAGUAAAUAUUUGUUUUUGUGAA